CCGAGCCUGAAAAAGGAAGAGCGCUAUAAUCAUAUUUCUCAGACGUCGUUUCUUCCCCCAAAAACAUCAUUCCAGUCGCCGCCGAGCACCGCCGUAUUGCUGUGUAAAAGGGUCUCUCUCUCUCUCUCUCUCUCUCUCUUUCAAAGGCAUAGACGUGUUUUUAGUGAAAGCAAAUAAUGGAGGGUAGAUUGGCUAAUAUGUGGAGGUUGACGGUGAACGAAACUAAGUUCGUUGAAACCGCGUUGCAAUCUGAGCUCAGAGCAGAUGGUCGUGGUCUUUAUGAUUACCGCAAGCUUACUAUUAAGUUCGGCAAAGAAUAUGGUAGCUCUGAAGUUCAGCUUGGUCACACUCACGUGAUGGGUUUUGUGACUGCUCAGCUGGUACAGCCUUACAAAGACAGACCUAACGAAGGCUCUCUGUCUAUCUUCACCGAGUUUUCUCCCAUGGCUGAUCCAUCCUUUGAGCCUGGUCGUCCUGGCGAAUCUGCUGUGGAGCUGGGACGUAUUAUAGACCGUGGUCUAAGAGAAAGCCGUGCGGUAGAUACAGAGUCACUCUGCGUUCUAGCUGGAAAGAAGGUCUGGUCUGUUCGCAUUGAUCUUCACAUCUUGGACAAUGGAGGGAACUUGGUCGAUGCUGCGAAUAUUGCUGCGUUAGCGGCGCUUAUGACGUUUAGAAGACCUGACUGCACUGUAGGAGGAGAGAACAAUCAAGAAGUUAUCAUACAUUCACUAGAGGAAAGGGAGCCACUCCCAUUGAUAAUACAUCAUCUCCCCAUAGCCUUCACGUUUGGAUUUUUUAAUAAAGGCAACAUUGUGGUGAUGGACCCGACUUAUAUUGAAGAAGAGGUUAUGUGUGGGAGAAUGACUGUGACGGUCAAUGCUAAUGGAGAUAUAUGCGCUAUCCAGAAACCAGGAGAAGAAGGCGUGAACCAGAGUGUAAUCCUUCAUUGCUUGCGUCUUGCUUCUUCGAGAGCUGCUGCAACUACAAAGAUAAUCAGAGAAGAGGUUGAAGCUUAUAACCGUGAGAAGAGCUUACAGAAGGUGAAGCGACGUCCUGCUUUGGCUAAACCUGAAGUUUCUGGACCUAUUGUAGUUGUGAAGGAGGGGCAUAAGAUGUCUGCGGAUGAGGAAGAAUCUGCAGAGAUGUCUCGGGAACAUGUUGAAAGAUUAAACCUCUCUUCAGUUGAACUAAAAAGCAGUAAGGAACAAGAAGCUGCUGCUGCUGCUGCCUCUCCUGGCAAUUUCAAAGGAGGUCCAUCAAACUGGGAUCCUUACACUGAAGCUAUGGAUGUUGAUUCACUGAAAGCUUCUCUUGCUUCAAAAGGAGAUUCAGUGACUAAGUCACCAAUCAAGAAAAAGACGAAUGAUUCUGGAAAUGUGCAGAAAGAAAUAGCAGAAGAUUUAGAGAUGAAAGAUACAGGUGAAGCUACAAAACUCAAGACUGGAGAGAUGACACUCAAAGAUGCUGUCAAACCUAAGAAGAAGCGAAAAAACAAAAGCAAUUAAGAAGGUCUCUUGUUUUAAAAUUUUUGGUAUUAGAGGAGGACCAAAGCUAAAGCAAAGAUGGGUUUGUGUGUAAAAAACCCAGUAGUGUUGAAGUUACUAAACAUUCAAUUUUUUUUCUGACACCUGAGAAUGGGAACCCUCUUGGUAAGACAGAGGUUGUGACUUGUCUUCGCUGA
Messenger RNA from Raphanus sativus (radish), 1681 nucleotides. Its product is annotated as exosome complex component RRP45A. Gene Ontology annotation, biological process: nuclear polyadenylation-dependent mRNA catabolic process; U5 snRNA 3'-end processing; U1 snRNA 3'-end processing. The record is from RefSeq and is a predicted model, not a curated record. The transcript has 10 exons. Gene Ontology annotation, cellular component: nuclear exosome (RNase complex); cytoplasmic exosome (RNase complex). Lineage: Eukaryota; Viridiplantae; Streptophyta; Magnoliopsida; Brassicales; Brassicaceae. Bases 177 to 1505 code for a protein of 442 amino acids.